Messenger RNA from Aegilops tauschii subsp. strangulata, 1220 nucleotides. NCBI's taxonomy places the organism in Eukaryota, Viridiplantae, Streptophyta, Magnoliopsida, Poales, Poaceae. The record is from RefSeq and is a predicted model, not a curated record.
CACCCUAAAGCUACAGUACGCGCGCCCGAGAGAAGGGACGGAGAGGGUGGCCGAGCUAAUAAGCGGUCGAUCUGUGAACUGGUGAUUGACAGUCGAGAGAUUUGUAGAGAGAGACUAUUUAGGCGCACCGAGCAAGCAUAUGAUCAGACAUCGCUCUGCUGGCUGCGGAAAAUAAAAGGAGACUUAGAGAGAGAGAAAAGAAAGAGAGGAGGAGGAGGAGAUGGGUCGGGGGAAGGUGGAGAUGAGGCGGAUCGAGAACAAGAUAAGCCGGCAGGUGACGUUCGCCAAGCGCCGGAAUGGGCUGCUCAAGAAGGCCUACGAGCUCUCGCUGCUCUGCGACGCCGAGGUCGCCCUCAUCAUCUUCUCCGGCCGCGGCCGCCUCUUCGAGUUCUCAAGCUCCUCAUGCAUGUACAGAACACUUGAGAGAUACCGUACCUGCAACUCCAACUCACAGGAAGCAACACCUCCGCUAGAAAAUGAAAUUAAUUACCAGGAAUAUUUGAAGCUCAAGACCAGAGUUGAAUUUCUUCAAAGUUCACAAAGAAAUAUUCUCGGUGAGGAUCUGGGCCCACUUAGCAUGAAGGAGCUUGACCAGAUAGAGAACCAAAUAGAUGCAUCCCUCAAGCAUAUCAGGUCAAAAAAGAAUCAAGUAUUACUCGAUCAGCUAUUUGAACUGAAAAGUAAGGAGCAAGAAUUGCAGGAUGAAAACAAUGACUUGAGGAAGAAGUUGCAAGAUACCACCAGUUGCUGCGGAGACAAUGCGGUCCAUAUGUCCUGGCAAGACGGAGGGCAGUGUAGCUCCAGAGUACUACACCCGGAGCAUGAUACCUCCAUGCAAAUUGGGCCUACAUGGACCAGCUGAACAAACAGAGAUCACGUGGCUUCUGAGCGCCCUGGUGGAGGAUCGUCUGCAGGUUGGAUAUGAUUAACUGAUGUGGCGCUGCGUCAUGUGUACUGUAGCUAAUGUAUUUGUACUUCGGUGACAAUUGUUAUAUUUUUUUUGUGUACUGGAGUUGUGGUGAUGAGCACCACAUGUAUCUACUGAAAUUACGUGUGUGCUAAGCUGCGUGGUACGCAGAAGGCCCAAAAGUUUGACAGCUUGUGCGGUGUGCUGAGGUCGCUAUUGUUGUUUGGACCCUAAUAGCUUAUAGCUGGCUAUCGAUCCUUCAGGACUUUAAGGAGCGAUCACCUUUAAUGUAAAAGAGCCGAUUUUGUUUCCA